CCAACACAAUCUCAUCCUCCCCCUGCAAAACCCUAAUUCCCACCGCAAGGUAAAAAAAAAAAAAAAAACCAGUGGUGCGCGAUGCCACCGAAGUUCGAUCCCUUGCAGGUGGUGGACGUGUUCGUCCGAGUCACCGGCGGCGAGGUCGGCGCGGCGAGUUCCCUCGCUCCAAAGAUCGGUCCAUUGGGUCUCUCCCCAAAGAAGAUCGGAGAAGACAUUGCGAAGGAAACCGCGAAGGACUGGAAGGGCCUCCGCGUGACGGUGAAGCUGACAGUACAGAACCGGCAGGCGAAGGUGACGGUGGUGCCCUCCGCCGCCGCGCUUGUCAUCAAGGCGCUGAAGGAGCCUGAGAGGGACAGGAAGAAGACGAAGAACAUCAAGCACAGCGGGAACAUCUCCCUAGACGACGUCGUUGAGAUCGCCAGGGUCAUGAGUCCUCGCUCCAUGGCCAAGGAUCUCAGUGGAACCAUUAAGGAGAUUCUCGGGACUUGCGUUUCGGUUGGGUGCACCGUUGAUGGGAAGGACCCCAAGGAUCUGCAGCAGGAGAUUUCUGAUGGAGAUGUUGAGGUUCCUCUUGAAUGAAGUUGCUGAAAUUUCAGUGGUUUUUUGUUGUUUCGUUUAUGUUGUUUUUUUGGGCAAUUUUGGUUUUUUUUUCUUUUUAUAAAGGAAUUUGAGUCAUAGGAAUGGUAUGAUAGUUAAGACUUUGGUAAAUGAUAUCACAUUGUUGGGUUUUUGAGUAAUUUUGUAAUGGAGUUGUGAUUUGUAUUGUUGCCAAAACCAUUUGUCAAAUUUUAAGGUUGGAUCGUAAGUUUGUUAUCUGCUCUA
Messenger RNA from Glycine soja, 825 nucleotides. RefSeq names its product 60S ribosomal protein L12-like. Gene Ontology annotation, biological process: translation. Gene Ontology annotation, cellular component: cytosolic large ribosomal subunit; ribosome. The coding region runs from base 82 to 582 and encodes 166 amino acids. Gene Ontology annotation, molecular function: structural constituent of ribosome; large ribosomal subunit rRNA binding. NCBI's taxonomy places the organism in Eukaryota, Viridiplantae, Streptophyta, Magnoliopsida, Fabales, Fabaceae. The transcript has a single exon. The record is from RefSeq and is a predicted model, not a curated record.